Molecule: messenger RNA, 3795 nt
Organism: Microdochium trichocladiopsis
Lineage: Eukaryota; Fungi; Ascomycota; Sordariomycetes; Xylariales; Microdochiaceae
Exons: 3
Coding region: 1-3795 (1264 amino acids)
Biological process (GO): regulation of DNA-templated transcription
Molecular function (GO): DNA binding
Source: RefSeq, a predicted model, not a curated record
AUGACCACCAUUGACGAGCUCGACGAGCUCGCCUUUGUCAACUGGGACGCCGCCGCGCCCUCCACCGGCCACGCCCUUCCUCCUGCCUCAUCUGCCGGUCUCCAUCCUCCUACUGCCGCACACCACACUAUGGCCACCAUGAUGGACGCUUCCGUCGUCGCGGCCGGUGCCCAGGACCCUAACCUCGACCUCGUCUUCAGCAAUGUUGAUGGCGACGACUUCUCCUUCUGGGCCCUAGAGCACUUUGACGCAACCCAGCUCCCGGGGACAGACCUCAACGACCCUUCAUCCGCAGAGCUUGACAUGGAGCCCGCCCUGAGCCAAAUGUACUGGGUCCUCCCCGAUUCCCCCUGUGGCCACUGUGCUGUCGGCAACUACCAGUGCAAGCUCAUCAAGGAGGGUAAGUACAAGGGCUACUGCACGAGUUGCGUCGCCCUCCGUUGCGAAUGCAGCUUCGGCCCUUCAGUCCACAACCUCGCGGCAGAAGCCGGCGAGACCUUCCCUGCCAACCCCUGGGUGAUCAUGGGCGAUAGGCCCGCGACGUCCAUCCUGCUCGAGGACGACCUCCUCAAUGUCACACAGCCGGCGCCUGGCCUGGCCGCCGUUCAAGAUGAGUCCGUGGAGAAAUCACCUCCGCGGCCACAGGACAUGCCCAAGAUUGGAGCGAGGUUUUCUCGCGAGUCUGUCAAAAUCCUCAAGAACUGGGUAUCCACGCACAGCCGCCACCCUUACCCAACAGAGGAGGAGAAGGAGACAUUGCAGAAGAUGACGGGGUUGAACAAGACACAAAUCACCAACUGGUUGGCGAAUGCUCGAAGGCGUGGCAAGAUCCACGUCACCCGCGCCGUAUCCCCGCACAUUGGCCGAGGCUAUGCUCAAGCUGUUGAUAUCCCUCAGCGCCGCGAUUCUGCAGGCCGCAUUCAGGACAUGAACCCCCUGCAGCGUUGGCAGAACUCGCCGCCAGAGAACGAACCCGCGUCGGUAACGGCUAUCGCGCGCGCCGUGUCAGCGUCAGGGUCUCUCUCAGAGCGAGGAGCGUCUGGCUCGGGCCGGACAAGUCCUUGGAUCUCCAAUUACUCGGACGAUGGCUCCAACAGGUCGCUCUGCAAUCAGUCCUCCGUGUCCAGUUGGGGAACUUCUCACUCGAGUGGUGGUUCAUUUGCUUCUGCGUUUUCGCAUAAGUCUCACGGCUCUGGUGGAUCUAUCCCCUCCUUUGUGAGGUCAAGCCGUGGCCGCAGGCGGCGGAGAAGGGCGCAGCCCAAGGCUGCAGAUGAGGGCUUCACUACGCAGGCGAUCAAGACUUUCCAAUGUACUUUCUGCACAGAGACGUUCCGCACAAAGCACGAUUGGCAGCGCCAUGAGAAAUCCCUUCACCUGUCUCUUGAGCGGUGGGUGUGCUCGCCUGAUGGGCCGACCUAUCUCAACACGGACACAGGGCUAGUCAGCUGCGUCUUCUGCGGCGAGGCCAACCCAGACGAAGCCCAUGUCGACUCACAUAACUUCUCGAGCUGCACGGAGCGUACGCAAACUGAGCGUACAUUUUACCGGAAGGACCAUCUCCGCCAACAUCUCAAGUUGGUACACAAUGUCAAGUUCCUGGCCUCGCCUAUGGAAAAGUGGCGAGUCAGCUCGCCUGAGAUUAGGUCGCGGUGCGGUUUCUGCGGGAUCGUGCUGGAAAGCUGGUCGGCCCGCACCGACCAUUUGGCCGAGCACUUCAAGACUGGUUACACAAUGGCCGACUGGAAGGGUGACUGGGGUUUUGACGCCGAGUUCCUGGACCUGGUCGAAAAUGCGGUGCCCCCUUAUCUCAUUGACGAGGAACGGAAAUCGCCAUUCCCGUUCAUGGCGAGCCGGGCUGGCCCUGAGUCACCGAGCAACGCGUAUGAGCUGAUCAAGACAGAGAUGCAAUACUGGAUGGCCCACUUUGCCGAGGAGCAAGGCAGACCUGCGACUGAUGCCGAGAAACGUCAAGAGGCCAGCCGGAUCGUCAUCGCGGCAGAAGUGGCCGCCAGGUGUCCCAUGGACCAGACGGGAUCAUGGCUUCGUGAUCUCAUCAUGAAAUCUGGAGAGACCACGGACAGCCCUGUCUUUCUGCCUGCUCGAACUCAGAAUGAAAACAGAAUGGCGUCUCUGCGCAUCAAUGGCAAGGCGGAUGUGUUUGAUGGUUGUGAGCUGGAAAAGCAACUUCACGAUUUCGUCCGUGCACGUAUCCUACUGGGGCUUACGGCAAUGGACUCUGAACUGCAGGCUGAGGCAUGUCGGAUCAUUGGUAGCAUUGAGGAGAAGUCAGGUCACCCAUCGGAUGACUUUGCCAACUUCUUGAUUGGGUUGAUCCAUUCAUCACAAAACUGGCUUUGCGACUUCAGACGACGAGCUCAUUUGGCGCGCAUCGAGGACCUGGUCGAUUGUAACCAGCGAUCCAAAGACCCCAGCACGAUCGACUCAACAGUCCACAACUACACAAGACUAGAUCGUGAGCUUGGAGAAUACCUCCAAACCCAACGUGUGAUUGGCAUCGAGCCAGACAAUGCAGAUCUGCAGCGGCAGGCUCGCAUUAUCAUCUACGAUGUCGACGACGAAUGGAACCAGACUGCGGCUGAUGACGAAUGCUGGCUAGCAGGGUUCCGUCAACGACAUCCCCCCAACAGCAUGUCCGCAACCGCAUCUCCAUCGUCAGGCUCACUUGGCAGCCAGGGGACAUCAAAGAAUUCUACGAAUGAUACAUCUGUAGCCUUCCAGGAUAUCACUUGUUUGGGACAACCUCCAUCUUCUCGUUCGGCGUUGGGCGCGGGACCCUAUUUCCUGAACGACGCAAAUUGCUAUCGCAGGUUGAUGCGGGGGCUAAAGCGAUUUGUCACAACGACAAUGUCGGAAAACAACCCCAAUCGGCACACCCCGAGCGACGAAGAACUCCAGCACCAGGCAAGAUGGAUUGUGUAUGACGAUGACGAUCCGUGGAAUCAGACCGCGGCAGAUAACGUCGAGUGGCUCCAGCGAUUCAAGCGCGAGGUUGGCCUCCUGCCAGCAGACUCCGGGCCAGGUCUAACACCAAUAACACCAGACUGGACUGUGCCCCGUGGUGGCACAGGCUUUGCUCCUCCGUAUAUAUACCCCAACCCAGCUGCCGUGAUUACAGCUGGUCCUGAGACUUCAAAUGUGAUCAUGCGGGAGGAGGCCAAGCGCUUCCCAACAAAUGCGGCAACCACCAGCCGCUACAUCGAGACCUUCACCCAGCGAUAUGGUCCACCAGCAAAGAUCUUCUGCAGCAGGGAGCUCGAAUCUGGCCUUAGCGAGUUUGUCAGGCGUGAAGUCUCGCGCUCCGGCCACAUGCCGAGCGAUGCAGCAUUGCGAAAGCGAGCAUGCGACAUCAUGGGAAUGCAAAGGACAUCCUGCGACGACCCAGUUCUGCUUGCCAAGUUUAAGGAGACCAUGCAGCAGUCUCCCUCCUCGGAAGGAUCGGCGGCGGUGGUAUCCGCGUUCCCGAAGCCAAGUGAUGCUGAAGACAUCUUUGACUUUGAGUCUGCUCUAGCACCACCGUUGGUGUCUGUCGGCGGUAACACGAACUUGAUGGCUGAUUUCACUGUUCCUCCGGCCAUGGAGUCGACAAUGGACGAAUUCGCGUUCACAGAACAAGAGAUGACGGAUAUUCUGGACGAGAUCAGCCCGAGUGGCGGCAUUAUUGCAUCGGCCACGGAUGGAUUUGCCAUGCCUCAGCAGCAGCCGCCCAGGAACUUUGUUAGUUCAGCAAUGUUUGGACAAGGUGCUGCGGAUGGUUCUUUCAACAAACUAUUCUAG